AUGCUGAUGGACGCCUCCCGCGAUGAACGUCCCGGGAUCCGCAUCGCCUACAGAACGGACGGUCGUCUGCUGAAUCAAGGGCGCAUAAACUUCCAAUCGCACGUAUCUACAACCACCGUCCACGAACUUCUCUUCGCCGACGACUGCGCCCUGAACACCACCUCGGAAGAGGAGAUGCAGCGGAGCAUGGACCUGUUCUCCGCCGCCUGCGAGAACUUUGGGCUGGUCAUUAACACGCAGAAGACAGUGGUGAUGCACCAACCGCCACCCAACUCAGCCACAGCCCCCAACGCGCCGCCGCCUCAAAUCAGCGUGAACGGAACGCAACUGCAAGUGGUGGCGAACUUCCCGUACCUGGGCAGUACCCUCUCGCGCAACAUCAAGAUCGAUGACGAAGUCGCCAACAGGAUCUCGAAAGCCAGUCAAGCCUUCGGUCGCCUCCAAAGCACAGUUUGGAAUCGUCAUGAUCUCCAACUGAGCACGAAGCUGAAGAUGUAA
This is a messenger RNA of Spirometra erinaceieuropaei, 498 nucleotides long. NCBI's taxonomy places the organism in Eukaryota, Metazoa, Platyhelminthes, Cestoda, Diphyllobothriidea, Diphyllobothriidae. The record is from the annotation of a GenBank genome assembly.